AUGACUGAAAAACACCAGCCUUUUUAUAAGCGAAUUGGAGUUCGAGUACUCACAUGUUUCUUGAGGCUGCGGGCCCACCUCCAACAAUGUUGGGAUGUCACUGUGACGGAUUAUUUUGUUAAUAAGGAAGAAGAACCCAUUCCUUUAACUGACAGUACUUUUUACAAGGAAAGAAUUACAGCACUUGGCUACAUGUUGAAGAAUAAAUCUCUAUCUCUUGAAAUAAGAGCUCAAGCUGCAAAGAAAAUUGGAAUUCUGGCUUUCACAGGAGGACCAGGUGCUGAGAAACUUGCAGCUGAGUACAUGAAGGAAGUAGCUUACAUGUUGCAAAGUGAAGAGGUGGCGCCCAAAAUAAAGAUCCUGCUGCUCCAAAGUGUAGCAUGUUGGUUCUACUUGAACCCUGGGAGCCAGAAAGCGGCCAGACGCCUGCACUUCAUUCCUCUUCUUGUCAAAUUGUUGGAAAGUCCUCCUCAACACUCUGUCAGGGUAGAGAAGAAUCGCCUCAUGGUUAAAUUUUGGACAUGUUAUGCUCUCUGUGUCCUAGUGUACAAUAACUUAUCUUUCUUAAAGGAGCUUAAAGAGUACAGUGCUCUAAAAUAUAAUUUGCAAGUACUAGCUUCAGAGAAUUGGAUGGGAUGGCCUGAGAAUUUUGCAGAGUUGCUACAUCACCUAACUUGUCUUUACAAUAACUAA
Molecule: messenger RNA, 693 nt
Organism: Octodon degus (degu)
Lineage: Eukaryota; Metazoa; Chordata; Mammalia; Rodentia; Octodontidae
Gene: Armh2
Product: chromosome unknown C6orf229 homolog
Exons: 2
Coding region: 1-693 (230 amino acids)
Source: RefSeq, a predicted model, not a curated record